This is a messenger RNA of Rasamsonia emersonii CBS 393.64, 1527 nucleotides long. RefSeq lists its product as uncharacterized. The coding region runs from base 1 to 1527 and encodes 508 amino acids. The record is from RefSeq and is a predicted model, not a curated record. Gene Ontology annotation, molecular function: aldehyde dehydrogenase (NAD+) activity. Lineage: Eukaryota; Fungi; Ascomycota; Eurotiomycetes; Eurotiales; Trichocomaceae. The transcript has 5 exons.
AUGGCCAUCAAACCCGCCGUCAACGGUUGCGCCAAUUGCUCCCCCCUCGACCUCAACAACAACUAUGUCCAGAUCAUCAACGGCAAGGUCGCGCCGACGGCCCAGACCCGGCACGGCCUGAACCCGGCCAACCUGAAGCCCAAGCCCGAGGUGCCUGUGGCCACGGAGGCAGACGUCGAUGCGGCCGUGGCAGCUGCCAAGGAGGCCUUCAAGACGUGGUCCAAGGUGCCGUACGAGGAGCGGCGCAAGGCCGUGCUCGCCUAUGCCGAUGCCAUCGACCAGUUGCGGACGGAGUUCCGCGAUCUGCUCAUUUCGGAGCAGGGCAAGCCUAUCCCCCAAGCCGACUCCGAGACCGACUGCGCCAUCUCCUGGAUCCGCGGCAUGGCCGACAUCAAACUGCCCGAGGACCUGAUCGAGGAGAACGAGCACCGCACCGUCAUCACUCGCCACACGCCCAUCGGCGUUGUCGCCGCCAUUAUCCCGUGGAACUUCCCCUUGCUGCUGGCGACGGGCAAGAUUGCGCCCGCUCUGCUGACAGGAAACGUCAUUAUCGUGAAGCCUUCCCCAUUCACCCCCUAUUGCGGUCUGAAGCUCGUCGAGCUGGCGCAGCGGUUCUUCCCCCCGGGUGUCGUCCAGUCUCUCAGUGGUGACGACAACCUCGGCCCGUGGCUGACCAGCCACCCUGGUGUCGACAAGAUCAGCUUCACGGGCUCGACGACGACCGGAAAGCGGGUGAUGGAGAGCGCUAGCAAAACACUUAAGCGAGUGACCCUAGAGCUCGGUGGCAACGACCCAGCCAUCGUCUUCCCCGACGUCGACGUCGACGCUGUUGCGCAGAAAGUAGCCUUUUACGCAUUCCUCAACUCGGGCCAGGUUUGCAUCCCUACAACCCCUCUUCUAACAGCAAGACUAACGGCACAGAUCUGCCUCAACCUCAAACGGCUCUACGUCCACGAGAGCAUCUACGAGCCGUUCAAGGCGGCUCUGGUCAAGCACGUCCAGUCGUACACGCUGGGCGACGGCUCGCAGCCGGGCAUCAGCCACGGGCCGGUGCAGAACAGCAUGCAGUUCGAGCGCGUCAAGACCUUCUUUGACGAUAUCGAGAAGCAGGGGUGGAAGGUCGCGUGUGGAGGAAAGAUUGAGCCGUCGCCGGGGUACUUCAUCACACCGACGGUGAUCGACCGGCCGCCGGAGGAUUCGCGGAUUGUGGUGGAGGAGCCGUUUGGCCCCAUCGUCCCCCUCCUCACCUUCACCACAGAAGAAGAAGUCAUCGAGCGCGCCAACAACACCAACAUGGGCCUCGGCGCCUCCGUCUGGACCAACGACCUCAGCAGAGCCUCCCGCGUUGCCCGCCAGCUGCAGGCGGGCAACAUCUGGAUCAACACGCACUUUGACCUGUCGCCGAUGGCGCCGUUUGGGGGGCACAAGGAGAGCGGGAUUGGUAGUGAGUGGGGGGCGAAUGGGCUCAAGGCGUUUUGUAAUGUGCAGACGUUGUUUUUAAAUAAGAAGGUUGUCACUGCUGCUUAA